AAGAGAAACACUUUGGUGUUUCAUGAGGCUUCUUGCAAGAUUUUAAUAACUGUGUACCUGUUCAGUUAUGCUUUUAGCACACGGUGCAGAAUAAGAUCCAGUAUGUGUGUGUGUGUGUGUGUGUUUUUUUUUAUUUUUAUUUUUUUAUGUUAGGUGAGGGACUAAAACGUGAAGUGGUGUAUCCCACAUCAACCAAGAAAUAAGCACAGCACAUUAUCCAGCAUCAGAACUUUGCUCAUCAUGUCUCAGCCUGUCCAGUCCUACCCCAAAGAGGCAUACGUCUCACUAAUGACAGGCCUAAGAGAGUUGAACCUACAGGGCCCCUGUGUUCCUAGUGAGCUGGUCCUGAUUGGAGACCAUGCUUUCCCUUUAGCAAUGAACAGCCGAGGCCAGGUCAUUAUGGCAGCUUCUCUGUACGGCUGUGGAAGGAUUGUAGUUCUAGGUCAUGAAGGCUACCUGACCACCUUUCCUGCUCUGGUAGAGAACGCUCUGACCUGGCUGAGAGGAGAUGGAUCUGAAAACAUCUCUGUGGGGUUGCACAACAGUGUCAAGUCAGUUGCUGAUAACCUGAGUAGAUCCAGCUUCCAAGUAGAAGUUGUGGGGGCCUUUAGUGACAACCCAGGAGUUGGUGUGUAUGUGACAGAUGCCUACAGUGUGGGUUCAGACCCAAAAGACCUGGUGGGAUUUCUGAAAGCUGGAGGAGGAGUGCUGAUAGGGGGGCAAGCGUGGCACUGGGCUUCGAGUCACCCUAAGGAGAACAUGCUGCUGCUGUUUGAUGGAAAUAAGGUGUCAAGUGUUGCUGGGAUCUACUUCUCUGAUAAUCUGGGUGAAGUAGAAAACAUCCCUGUCUUCCCUCAGAUUCCAUCCUCCUGGAAGGCCUCGGGGGUCGCUAAGGAUUUUCAGGACGACUUAGAGUUCUUACUGGAGGGGAUUUCAGAGUUUGAUCUCCUGAAUGGUGUAGUAGCUUCUGAGGUUAUGGUCCAUGGCCCUCUUGCCUUCCCUAUCGGUACCACUGAGGAUAGACGAGCAUUUCUGGCUGGAGGCUACUAUGGACUAGGACGUGUUGUUGUGAUCGCACAUGAAGGACUUCUGAGACGAGAGACUCCAUUUUGGAACAAUGCUCUUCACUGGUUGGACAAAGGCCGGAACGGGGUCGUUGGUGUAGUGCCAGAUCUCAACGAUGCCUUCAACCUCUUCUCCAAGUCAGACUUUCACUGUGAGAAGACAAAGUUCAGGAAAGACCUGAGUGUGUUUGUGUGCACAGCGUACAGCAAUGAGCAUGUGGAGGAAAUCCAAGACUUUGUAGCAGAGGGAGGAGGCCUGCUGAUUGGUGGACAUGCCUGGUACUGGGCUCAGACACACCAGGGGGAAAACACCUUGACAGAGUUCUCAGGUAACAAAAUCCUAAACAAAAUGGGCUUGAGUCUUCUGGAAAAGAUGAUAUAUGAAGGUUCCUACAAGGCCCCAGAGCCCAGCCAGGCCAUCAAAGAUAAUUACCACUUCCGCCAUCUUCUACACCGCUUCGCUGAACAUGUAACUGAGGGACAAGAACUUACAGGACAUGAAGAGGAAUGUCUUAAAAGACUGCGUGAAGACUGUGCCAACUAUUUACACAUGGAGGCUCAUGACUCCUCCUGCUAUACUCAGGUUGUGUCCACUCUCUCUACCAUCUUCAAGAUAACUGGCAUGCCACAGGUGAGUGAGAACUGCCCUGUGAAGAGUCCCAGAGAUCACCUGCUCCUCAGUGUGGCGUCAGAGGUGUAUAAGGUUUGUCCAGAUCCUGAUGUUCUCCUGCCCUACCUCAUCAACAAUAACCCACUGAUGCUUGUUGUCUAUAACCAAAGGAUCCAGGUUGAUGUUAAUACAACAGAUAGGGAGGAAUGGAUCAGUACAGGUCUCUACCUCUCUCCUGGAAUGAAGACCUACAUGGCCAUGCCAGCAGAGAUUGUCAACAAGGGAUGGAAGGUUCAGAUAGGCUGCCAGACAGACCGACUGAAUGCUGAAGAGUUGAAGAGAGCACCAUGUGUUCAUGAGCGAUUUCCUGUUACCUCAGACAUGAUGCAGGUGUGGAACCUGUGGGGGGGACUCAUCUACCUGGUGGCACCUCCCAAAACACAAGUGCAGGGUCCAGAAGUGACUGUGCAGAUGGCUGUACCUGCACCAUACUAUAAAUCUGGUGUGACAACAGCAGCUGAUUGGUCGUUGCUGCGCACAGCUCCUUCACCCUGGGCAGAGUUGGAGUUUGACAACAUCAUCCUCACUGUACCAUCAGAUGUUGUCAGGGCCCUGGAACGUCCUGAUGAGGUGGCAACGCUCUGGAAUGACAUCAUGAGGAGUAUUGCUGAUCUUGCUGCCAUCCCACACAAAUUUCCUUGCAAAGAGCGUUUUGUAACUGAUGUGCAGAUUUCUCAUGGUGAGUAUUUUUUUCAAAUGGUUUGUUUACAUGUCACCUACGUUUUCAAAAUGUUACUCCUCCUCCAGCUGGUCAGUGUGGACCAUAUGAAGAGUAAAGGCCUGUGGGGUCCCAUCCAUGAACUAGGACACAACCAACAGAGAGGCUGCUGGGAGUUCCCUCCACACACCACAGAGUGUACAUGCAACCUGUGGUCAGUGUAUGUGCAUGAAGAUGUGCUGGGGAUCGACAGGACAAAGACUGAAAAUCCUCUGACUCCAACAAAAAGGAUGGCUCUUGCAGAAGAGUAUGUUAAAGGCGGCAGGAAUCUCAAAAGCUGGCAUACGUUUGUGGCCCUGGAGACAUACAUACAGCUCCAGGAGAGGUUUGGCUGGGAUGCCUUUAAGAAGGUGUUUGCUGCUUACCACAACAUGAGCAACUUUCCCAAUGACAACAACGGAAAGAUGAACCUGUAUGCUGUGACCUUCUCCCAGACUGUGGAGAUGAACCUGGCUGGAUUCUUCAAGGCCUGGGGUUGGCCCAUAGAAACAGACACAGAACAAAAUCUCUCCAACCUGCCUCCAUGGAGUGAUCACCCCAUGGUCCAGUACGACUGAACUUCAGACUAUGUCCAGAGCAGUGCACUGUUCAAUGGAAAAAUCAAUUGAAUUAUAUUGUGGGAUAUUUUGAUAUAAUUCAUUGCCACUUUUUGAAUUUGGUGAUUGCAUUUAGUUUAUUUCGAAAGUUUAUUCACACCAACCAUAUUUACCAAUCAAUUGUGUAAACUGUGCAUAAAUAAAAUAAAAUAUGCUUGUCGUUUCUUAGUAUUUGCCCUACUAUCACUAAUAAACGUGGUGAUGGCAGAUUUAUUCAUCCAAAA
Messenger RNA from Mugil cephalus (flathead mullet), 3272 nucleotides. RefSeq names its product TRPM8 channel-associated factor homolog. The coding region runs from base 241 to 3009 and encodes 922 amino acids. The transcript is spliced from 12 exons. The record is from RefSeq and is a predicted model, not a curated record. NCBI's taxonomy places the organism in Eukaryota, Metazoa, Chordata, Actinopteri, Mugiliformes, Mugilidae.